AUGAGCACUUUCAUCAACGUUGCCCUCCUCGGUAAAGGAUACCUUGGAUCCGCUAUCCUCACGGAGCUUGCCAACGCUGGUUUCAAUGUCACCGUCCUCGGCCGCUCUAAUUCAGCCAAGGAAGGACUUCCCGCCGGCGUCAGGUUCGAAGCCGUCGACUAUGCCUCUAUUGACAGCCUUGCCCCCGCUCUCCAAGACCAGGAUGUGGUUGUCUCGACUGUGAACAAGGGCGGCAUGCUCACACAGCCUACUGUCAUCGACGCCUGCAUCAAGGCCGGCGUCAAGCGCUACAUUCCAUCCGACUGGGGCUCCUUCACGACUGACCCCAAGGCACAUAGCGAGCUGGCCGCCGUCCUCGGCCCAAUGUUUGACACCCAGAAAUAUGUCAUCGAAAAGGCCCGUGCCGGCGAGAUAGAGUACACCAUCUUCUCCAUCGGCUGCUUCACCGAUUAUCUUGUACACCUUCCCAUGGCCUUCGACUUUGCGAAUAAGAGUGCAGAGCUGUUCGAUGACGGCAAGCACAGCUUCAGCUCCACCAGUAUCGCGGGCAUCGGAAAGGCCAUCGUCGGCGCCCUCAAAAAUCCCGGGGCGACCAAGAACCGCAACCUCAAAAUUCACGAGCUCGUAGUCUCUCAAGCACAGCUGCUGGCGCUGGCAAAGAAGCACUCGCCGCCGGGAGCUCAGUGGACGGAGACCAAGCUGGACGGCAAGGCCGAGUUCGACAAGGUUUUGAAGGCUGCUCUGAAGGACGCUUCCAACGAGCACAAGAUACUGCAAGUCAUAAAGACUGCUGUCCUCGGCGGACGCUACGCAAGUGUGUAUGACGAGGUUGACAACGAGCUGGUCGGCCUUCCGCUUCUUACCGACAAAGAUCUAGAGGCAAGAAUGACGGCUGCUUUCAGUCCUUAG
Molecule: messenger RNA, 909 nt
Organism: Colletotrichum graminicola M1.001
Lineage: Eukaryota; Fungi; Ascomycota; Sordariomycetes; Glomerellales; Glomerellaceae
Exons: 2
Coding region: 1-909 (302 amino acids)
Molecular function (GO): oxidoreductase activity
Source: RefSeq, a predicted model, not a curated record